Molecule: messenger RNA, 2903 nt
Organism: Plectropomus leopardus (leopard coralgrouper)
Lineage: Eukaryota; Metazoa; Chordata; Actinopteri; Perciformes; Serranidae
Product: nuclear factor 7, brain-like
Molecular function (GO): protein binding; zinc ion binding
Source: RefSeq, a predicted model, not a curated record
AAGUUUUUACGGCUCAGUUCUCACCGAUAAGAGACACACGGACAAACAAACGCUGCACUCAGACAUAAAAUGUCUUCCCAGUCGGAGGAGGAUCUCUCCUGUCCGGUUUGUCACGAAGUCUUUAGAGAUCCUGUUGUUCUGUCAUGCAGCCACAGCUUCUGUAAAGACUGUCUGAAGGGCUGGUGGAGACAGAAACCGACCCGGGAGUGUCCCGUCUGUAAGAGGAGAUCUUCGAAGGAGGAGCCGCCGAUCAGUCUGGUGUUAAAGAACCUGUGCGAGAGUUUUUUGCAGAGGAGAGAUCGGAGAGCGUCGGAGGCUCUCUGCAGUCUGCACUCUGAGAAACUCAAACUCUUCUGUCUGGACCAUCAGCAGCCGGUCUGUCUCGUCUGCAGGGAUUCAGACAAACACACCAACCACAGAUUCAAACCCGUCGAUGAAGCUGCGCUACAGCACAAGAAGAGACUUCAGGAAACUCUGAAGCCCGUAAAGAAGAAGUUAAAGUCUUUGAAACGUGUUAGCGUGAAGUUUAAUGAAACAGCAGAACACAUUCAAGUCCAGGCCCGUCGCACAGAGACGCAGAUUAAGGAGCAGUUUAGGAAGCUCCACCAGUUUCUAGAAGAGGAGGAGGAGGCCAGGAUCUCCGCUCUGAGGGAGGAAGAGGAGCGCAAGAGUCAGACGAUGAAGGAGAAGCUGGAGGCUCUGAGCAGAGAGAUUGCAGCUCUUUCAGACACAGUCAGAGCCGCAGAGGACGAGCUGGAAGCUGAAGACGUCUCGUUCCUGCAGAACUACAAGGCUGCAGUGGACAGAGUCCAGCAGUGUCCCCUGCUGGAGAGUCCACAGCUGCUCUCAGGAGCUCUGAUAGACGAGGCCAAACACCUGGGCAACCUCACCUUCAACAUCUGGAACAAGAUGAAGGACAUGGUCUCCUUCACGCCUGUGAUUCUGGAUCCAAACACCGCUCAUCGAGAACUCUUCCUGUCUGACGAUCUGACCAGCGGGAGAGGAGAGGAGGCGCAGCGGCUGCCUGAUAAUCCAGAGAGGUUUGAUGAUUAUUACGUGGUCCUCGGCUCUGAGGGCUUUAACUCAGGGACUCACAGCUGGGACGUCGAGGUCGGAGACAAUACAUUCUGGUCACUGGGUGUGUUAGAAGAGUCGUUCCAGAGGAAGCCACACACACCGCCUGGAUUAUGGGAAAUGAGGUUGCAUAAAGGUAAAUACACAACACGGUCACUACCAGAUUCGCUCUCUCCUCUCCGAGUGCAGAAGAAGCUCCAGAGGAUCAGACUGACUGUGGACUGGGACAAAGGACGGCUGUCGUUCUCUGAUCCGGACACUAACACACACAUACACACCUUAAAACACACUUUCACCGAGAGGCUGUUUCCAUACAUCAGCACUGUGGACAAAGUCCCUCUGAAGAUAUUACCACUGAAGGUCUGUGUGACAAAGCAACAGGAAACGGUUUAAAAGAACAUGAACAGAAAAAAUAAAGGAGAAAAGAGUACAGCAGAAUAAUGAGGGAGAAAAUAAACUGACGUCAAAGUGUGGCGAUCAAGGCCGACUGUGGCGUUCAGUCAACAGCCAACUAGGACGUGCAUCCUGCAAGGCAGUCGCCAGUAUUCAUCACUCAAAAAACAAGACAAAACAAACUAAUGAGAGUUUAUAUAUAUAUAUAUAUAUAUAUAUAUAUAUAUAUAUAUACACUGACAGAGCUGAAUGCUAAUUAGCCAGUUUGCAUAUUAACAACACAACCUGAUGUUGAAAUAACUGACAUGAACUGUGAAAUACCAAACAAUAGCACAGCCAUCACAGACUGUUUCUGCAACAGAUCAAACAUAAUCUAACAAAGUCUUUUAGUUUAAUUUUUUACCCUGUUUUCCUUUAGUGUUUUUUUCUAUCUAAAGAUGUAUGAUAUUUUAUAAUAUAUUUCUAUUAAGGCUAAUUUCUAAAAAUGAAAUUUUGCUUAAACUCUGAGCCGAAAGUUUCUACCUCAGUAGCACCUACAUAGACCAGACUUUGCAGUUUUAUUUCAAAAGAUUUAUUACAGAUGUUUUUCAUAUGUUAUUCAUAGCCUGAUUUAUAAAACAUUUUAUUUCUAAAAACAUAGCAAUAAUGGAUUAUUUAUUGCUGCUUUUUAUUUUCUGAUACAUGGAUAAAUAAAAAGAGAGAUGUAAAAUCCUCUCUGUUAAAAAAUGUAUGCAAACUUGUACAUAUUUAAUCAGAUAAUGUAUUAUUUGUGUAUUUAGACAUAAUUUUUGAUAAAACUUGAAUACAAAAAAUGAUUGUGUUAAUGUAAGUAAUCGAAGGGGGAUGUUUUAUUGUGAUAUCUAGUUAAUUUUUUUUUACCAUAUAUAACUAUAACAAAUAGUUUUAAGAAGCCGCUGAAGAGGUUCUUGAAGAUUGGCCUGCAUUUUUUUCAGUUUCAAUUGUUGUUGUUGUUUUUUAAAUGUCUACAUUUCACAGGGAAAUCCCGGCAGAUCAUGUUAAAGUUAUGUGCAUUCAGCUUUCAAGACAGUUUCUCAGUUAAAUUGAACUAAACUGCAAAUAAUAACUACUGUACAUGUUUCUUAAAUCUGGUUUGUUGAACAGAGGAGUCGUGCUGUGAGCACACCUCUGCCAUGAGAACAUUUGUAUUUCAGCACAAAAAGAGGGAUUUCACUCAAAAGUUUAACGAAACAGGACAAAAGAAGAAACACAAUCUCUAAAAAAGGCCAUAACUUCACCAUAAAUGUGAAGCCUCAAGUUAUCUGUGAACACUGAAAUACACUUUUGCACACAAUGAGCAUUCACCAUCGCUUACAUAAAAGGGAGGUUUCUUUGAGGCAGAAGAAACAUUUCAAGAGACCUAUGGUGCUUUCAAUUUACAUGUGGGAAUGUGAGUAUUGUUUGACAAACUAAUAAAA